GCCAUAAUUAUUGGCUCUAAAUUGUAAAUAAAUCGUUUGCAAAAAAAGCACACAUCUCGUGCGCGUAUUUGUUUUCAUCGAUCGAGCAAUUUGAUCACGUUUUGAGCGACCCGAACCAAUACUUUCAACUCCGCCACUUGCCAAGCUAAUUGAGGCGGUCGUGUGAUCACUGAUCAGCAAUUAUUCGUUCACGCGAUCAUUCUUCAGUCUUUGGCCAGCUCCCGAACCGACCUGAUCUUCUCCAGAGCUCCCCGCUCUUUUUACUGAAAAGAAUUACGACUGAAAAGAAUUCAGUUCUCGGGUAAUUCGAAAGAACGUGCCCUUCGAACAAACAACAACAUCAAAACAUUUGUUUAAAUACCUAAAUCCACUAUGACCCUCAGGGACUGGGGAUACCGCUUGCUGCCGGGUCUGAAGUGGCUGCACGGCUACACUGGCCAGGAUGCAGUAGCGGAUCUGAUAGCCGGAGUCACAGUUGGACUCACGGUGCUGCCACAAGGACUGGCCUAUGCCACCUUAGCAGGAUUGCAGCCACAGUAUGGCCUGUACUCGGCCUUUGUGGGUGGCAUCAUAUACGCCAUGCUGGGUAGUUGCCGGCAGGUGACCAUUGGACCCACGGCCUUGCUGGCCCUGAUGACUAGCCGGCACACGGGAUUCGGAUUGGGUUCUGGACCAGCUUACGCGAUACUGUUGUGCCUCAUCUCAGGAAUCGUUGAGCUGGGCAUGGCAGUGCUGAAGCUGGGCGCCCUGGUGGAUCUGAUAUCACUGCCCGUUACCGUCGGAUUCACCUCGGCCACCGCCGUCAUUAUUGGCACAUCGCAGUUAAAGGGUUUGCUGGGUCUGAGUGGAGGAUCCGGCUCUGAUUUCAUCAACACGAUGCGUUCUGUGUUUGGAAAUCUUCAUAAUGUGCGACAGGGCGAUUUCACCUUAGGACUGGUUUCCAUUAUAGUUCUGCUGCUGCUAAGGAAACUCAAAGACGUAAAGCUGGACGGGCGAAUCAGGAACUUGCGGACGCAGCAGCUAAUCAGCGGCAGCAUCUGGGUCAUAGCCACGGGUCGUAAUGCUCUGGUAGUCCUGGUGACCAGUGCGCUGGCCUACAGCACCUGCGAGCAAAUGGACAGCUGUCCGUACAUACUCACCGGAAAGGUGAAGAGCGGCCUGCCCAACGUCUCGCUGCCCAAGUUCGAGACCACCAUUCUGGACAGGAAUGGCACCGAGAUCAGACAGAACUUUGAACAGAUGCUCUCGGAACUGGGUCCAUCCAUGAUAAUACUGCCCAUAAUUGCUGUACUCGGCAACGUUGCUAUUUCAAAGGCCUUUGGAGGAGCUGGACUGAGUCCCACGCGGGAACUGGUUGCCCUGUCCAUAAGUAAUAUCUGUGGCGCCUUCUGCAGCUCCAUGCCGGUGACAGGAUCCUUCUCGCGAAGUGCUGUCAACCACGCGAGUGGAGUGAGGACUCCCCUUGGAGGUUGCUACACGAGCAUACUGGUGCUCCUGGCGCUUGGUUUGUUGGCUCCUUACUUCCAGUACAUCCCAAAGGCUGCGCUCAGUGCGGUGAUAAUUUCGGCGGUGAUAUUCAUGAUUGAGUUCGAGGUGAUCAAACCGCUGUGGCGGUGCAGUCGACGAGAAUUGCUACCAGGUGCCAUUACUUUUGUGAUGAGUUUGGCGGUGGGCGUCGAGAUCGGACUUUUGCUGGGCGUGAGUUCCGAUGUGGCCUUCUUGGUUUACCGAGCCGCUCGACCCGUGCUGAGUGUCUCCAAACUGCAGACUACCAAUGGUAUCAACUACAUUUUAAUCCGUCCCAAGCACAGUUCACUGUACUUCCCGGCCAUCGAAUGGGUUCGCUCGGGAAUCUCUAAGGCUCUGACCACGCACGGCACCGCUCCUGUGGUCCUGGAUUGUGCUCAUGUGCAUGAUUUCGAUUUCACGGCCGCUCGAGGAAUGGGAUCGCUGCAAAAAGAGCUCGCCAAGGCGAAUGUGCCUUUAUUCCUAAUGAGUGCCGAUAAGGACAUUGGUGUUAUCCUCAAGGAGUCGACCAAUAUUGAUUUCCCCACGAUAGACUGCCCAGAUGAUUUGGAGUACCUGUUGGAGCAAGCUUGUUCUUCUGUUUGAAUGCUCCCAAAGCUACAAUGCCACAUCUCGCACCCUCCAUCUCUGUUUAGUCUCGAAACUGAGUCUUUGUGUAACUCAAACUUUGUUUUUCCAGCUCCCGACUAUGUUCUGCAUUUGCAGAUCUCGGCUCCGCUUGUUGAAUCGCGUCUAGGACAUUGCGAUUUGGGAGAACCCACUGAACUGAGUAAACUUAAUGGAAAAUCCACUUAGAUAGCAGAAGGCUCUUAUUGGAGCACAUCAGGAUAUUGUUGAUUUUAUAAGUACUUAAGUAUACGUUGCGGCACAAAAUCUUAUUUAUGGCAAGUGCAGACCGAAAAUAGUUUGUUGAAAUGGUAUAGUACUCUAAAGUAUAUGCCGCUCUCUGAACUUCCUCUAGUAUUUAACUCGAGACACAUUUCAUUUUCAACUGUUCCAUUCCUAAGUUAAACUCUGCCCUCGAAUAGGUUAAGCUUAAAAUGUAAAUACAUCUAAAUAAGGUUUCUACAAUUGUUUUAAAUUUUAAAUAUGUGUUUUAAAUAUGUGUUCUCAAAUAGAAAAAUAUUAUUAUAAUCAGUUCGUUGAAAUUAGAUGCGUCUAUUUUGGCAUAUUUUGUGUACAUUUGUAUAACUAUAAUAAUAAUUUAUUAAAAACCAGCACAAAGCUUGCACACUUAUUAUUUUAAAGAUAGAUUUCAAAAGCAUUGCCAGAAAUGUUUAAGCACAUCCCCAAAAGGCUGCACCACAUAGCAAAAGAUGACCAGUUUUCUUUAAAAUUUUUUUAUUCAAUCUUAAAAAA
Drosophila subpulchrella is the source of this 2886-nucleotide messenger RNA. Its product is annotated as sodium-independent sulfate anion transporter. Bases 373 to 2112 code for a protein of 579 amino acids. Gene Ontology annotation, biological process: transmembrane transport. The transcript is spliced from 6 exons. NCBI's taxonomy places the organism in Eukaryota, Metazoa, Arthropoda, Insecta, Diptera, Drosophilidae. The record is from RefSeq and is a predicted model, not a curated record. Gene Ontology annotation, cellular component: membrane. Gene Ontology annotation, molecular function: sulfate transmembrane transporter activity.